AUGAAGUGGGCAGGUCGACGGCAGGAGCCACAGCACCAGCCCACGGCCACCAGCAGCAGCAGUUCCGGACUCAGGAGACGCGCGGAAAGGGAGAUAACAACAACGAAAAAAGGGGCCACUGGAAACGCCAGAGCGGAGAGGACACACGGCCAAUUCCUUUGUGAAGAUCACGCAGAGGACCUUCACACAAGAGAAAACCCACAGACACACACACCGACAGAACCAUGGUGGAAUACUACCAGAUUUUAGGAGUCCAGAGGAAUGCAUCGCAAGCGGACAUCAAAAAAGCGUACAGAAAACUGGCACUGAAGUGGCAUCCAGACAAGAACCCCGAAAACAAGGAAGAAGCAGAGAAAAGGUUCAAAGAGCUGUCAGAGGCAUAUGAGGUGCUCUCAGAUGAAAACAAGAGGGAUCUUUAUGACCGAUACGGCAAAGAAGGCCUUUCAGGAGGUGGAGGAGGAGGAGGAGGAGGCCAUUUCCACAAUGGCGAUCAUUUUGGCUUCACAUUCCGUAAUCCCGAGGAUGUGUUCAGGGAAUUCUUUGGCGGCAGAGAUCCAUUUGCAGAUUUCUUCGAUGACCCCUUUGACGAUUUCUUUGGCGGGAGUCGCGGUCACCAGCGGGGCGUGAGCCGAAACAGGACUGGGGGGUCGCUCUUCCACAGUUUUGGGGGCUUCCCAGGCUUUGGCGCAAGCUUCUCAGGGUUUGAUUCAGGUUUUACCUCAUUUGGACAGAUGGGCGGUGGAGGAUUCACCUCCUUCUCCUCUUCGUCCUUUGGUGGUGGAGGAGGAGGAGGAGGAAUGGGUAAUUUCAGAUCUGUGUCAACCUCCACCAAGUUUGUCAAUGGCAGAAAAAUAACCACAAAACGGAUUGUGGAGAACGGCCAGGAGCGGGUUGAAGUGGAGGAGGACGGUCAGUUAAAAUCUCUAACCGUUAAUGGUAAGGAGCAGCUCCUAAGACUGGAUAACAAGUAAUUAUCUCGGCACAGCAUUUGAGCGCCAUGCAGUUUUGACAUCUGGAAAAAGCUAAACUGGCCCAGUGGCUGUGUGUUUGCCUCCGGCGGUUGGUCUCCUCUCUCUGUGUCCUCCUGCUGAUAUUCACAUCUCAUUCCGAAGAAAGGUGUUCUUCUCAUUCUAGCUUAGCUGCAAGAGGAGGUGAGAGAGAUGUUCACAAGUUGUAUUUAUUCCAGUUUACUUUUUUUUUUUUUUUUCGGGGACCAUCUUAGUGGGAACAAGUGUUGUUUUUUUUUGUUUUUUUUUUUGGUUUAUUAUUAAGUUGUACCUUUUCACUUCUGCCAUAUGCACUUGAGCUAGGUGUGACAUUUUAUUUUCCCUUGGGUGGACAUUGCCUUUAUAGAUGUAGCAGGAAUCAAAACGCUGUACAUCAAUCCUGAGCAUGUCAUUUUUUGCUUUUUUUUUCAUUUGACCAGUUUAACGAGUGAAUGAUAGAAGCUUAACCCCUUUUGCCCUAAUGUCCUCAACUUGAAUUACACCUCGCUAACCUGUUAGCUGUGUACGUGUUCACAUCCAUACGAGAUGAAUGACAUAGAGUAUUAAUAAAUUAAUGAUGGUAAUGUGCAUUUUAUUUGCUUUUCUAUUUGUUUAUAUAUUUGUUUGGAUUUGGAGUAUGUUGUUUCAUUAAUUUCUGCAUGAUUGCUGAUUCCAGGAGGCUGCUUAUGAUUUUCUCUGUAAUUGUGUCAGCAACUCAAACCACGAUCGUAGACUACAGACCACAACCAUACAUUGUUAUCGGACAAACAGGGGAUUUUAUGUACUUUGUAAAAAAGAAAAGGAUUUAAAAAAAAAAUAAUAAUAAUAAAGGAAAGGUUUCAGAUUUGGUCAAUAAACUUGAGUUUGACGUCGUGGAAAGGCUGUUGCAGUCA
Molecule: messenger RNA, 1879 nt
Organism: Myripristis murdjan (pinecone soldierfish)
Lineage: Eukaryota; Metazoa; Chordata; Actinopteri; Holocentriformes; Holocentridae
Gene: dnajb6b
Product: DnaJ heat shock protein family (Hsp40) member B6b
Exons: 8
Coding region: 225-971 (248 amino acids)
Molecular function (GO): Hsp70 protein binding
Source: RefSeq, a predicted model, not a curated record